AUGUUGUCCAUACUUUCGACGCUCACGCUCCUUUCACUGCCUUUUGUUGCCGUCUGCCAGUCUGCGUCUGAUGGCUACACGGGCUACAAGCUCAAUGUGCGGGACGACGGGGACCCAACUGCCGUGCUCUACGAGACUGAGAAUACGUCCACGUCGAACAUCUCAGCAUUGAGCCCAGUACCAGAUGUUCUCCUCAACGCUUCGGUCCAUGUUGGCGAGAUCUUUGUUGGCGUGGAUAAUCUGACGGCCAAGAUCAACCUCGAUGCACAGGUCCUCCAGUUGCUGCAGUUCAACGCAGGAGUCGAUGUAUCGAUUGACAAGGUGCAGCUCACAAUCCAAAACGUGACUGCAAAAGUAUACCUGGAAGCCCGUCUCGGCAACCUCGUCACCAUGGUCAGCGACGUCCUCGACAGCAUCGACCUCAACCCCGUCAUUGCGGAGCUCGGAAACGGUCUCGGAUCCAUCAUAAACGACACCGCCGGCCUCGUUGGCGACGUCGCGGGUGGCCUCACAGGAAGUAACCAAACGGCGCAAUCUCGCAAACGCAGCAUCGACACCCACCAAUGGGAUCUCCGCAACAACAUCCUCUACUCCGUGUCCAGCAACUUCGAAGGCAACGCACACAAGCAGCGUGUGCUUGCUCAAAACGGCGACAUUGUCGAGCAAAUGUUAAACAACUACGGCUCCAUUUCUAGCUCCAAAGUCGUGGGCAACUACCGCACUGACAUGCGCUUCAACGGCUUCAACGAGACGGUCAUAUUUAGGGGCGAGGAGGUGUGGGAGGAGGAGUACGUGUACGAGCCUUUUAUGGGCUUGUACUCUGUGAGUGGUGUUUUCAAGAGGAAGAGUAAUGGUGAGGUUGUGGGGACGCAGUUACUGGCUGAGGCGAGGGGAGGUGGGAGCGCGCUUUUGGGGAAUGAGAAGGCUUGA
Pyrenophora tritici-repentis Pt-1C-BFP is the source of this 930-nucleotide messenger RNA. Its product is annotated as Transformer domain containing protein. The record is from RefSeq and is a predicted model, not a curated record. NCBI's taxonomy places the organism in Eukaryota, Fungi, Ascomycota, Dothideomycetes, Pleosporales, Pleosporaceae.